Sciurus carolinensis (gray squirrel) is the source of this 3973-nucleotide messenger RNA. RefSeq names its product LY6/PLAUR domain containing 6B (gene Lypd6b). The transcript is spliced from 11 exons. Bases 1762 to 2304 code for a protein of 180 amino acids. The record is from RefSeq and is a predicted model, not a curated record. Lineage: Eukaryota; Metazoa; Chordata; Mammalia; Rodentia; Sciuridae. Gene Ontology annotation, molecular function: acetylcholine receptor regulator activity.
GCGGGCGAGCUCGGAGCCGGGGCCCGGAGCGAAGCGAGGGUGCGGAGAGGUCCGGCGGGCACGGACCGCGCAGAAAAUCCAAGGAGCUGCAUGCUCUCCCUGAAUGAUUUUAGCACACCAUUGUGUCCUUGAAUGAGAGAAGCAGAGAGUAGAAGAGGAGGAAGCAGAGGAGGGAAGAAACGUGAUUAAGAAAGGUCUGCUAUAGGUUGGAUCUUAACUAUCUCCUAAAGGCUUCGUUCCCCGGGUUGGUGCUGUUGGGAGAUGGUAGAACCUUUAACAGCCGUGAGCUGUGCAGCUUGGCUCUGCCAUGCCUCUUUGCCAUUGUGUGCUGCCUUGCUACAAGCCCAGAAACAAUGCAACUGAUUGACCAUGGACUGAAACCUUCAAACUGUGAAAUAAACUUUUUCUCUUUUUAAGUUUGGACGAGAUGAAACCCUCCAUGUACCACAAAUGGAGCGUGAAACCCAACAGAGAAGGUAAAAAUUGAACUCUCUGAACCAGUCCUCAGUGCCCUGGGGAGGUGAGAAACUGAACCCUCAGUUGCCCUUCCAGGGAGGGAAUUAGAAUCCAGUUUUGACAUAAAUCCCACAAACAUGCUUCCCAAAUGUAAUAGGAACUAGAAUAUCUCCAUUUGCCAACCUGACUUAACAGCCAGAAGCAAGUAGUACAACCCUUGUUUUUGAUGAUAAAGUUUUCUGGUGAAUUUCCCAUUUUGAGAGGAGUGUUUUCAUCUAUUCCAUUCUCUCUGAGUAAAUUUCAGCACUUGUUCUGAAUUUCCACCUUGCCUUCUACUCCUUUUUACAAGGGAAUCCAGGCCUAUUAAGGAUUGUCGUUAAAGUGUCUGACUGUGGGAUAAGUGGUGCUUGCAGGAAGGUGUGGAUUGAGUGCGGAUAGGCUGCUGGACUUUGCAGAGCUGUUUCCCUUAAAUUAUCUCUUUCAUUUGUUUCACUGGCAGUUGGAGUUGGUUUUGUGCAUGCUGACUCAUUUUAGCAAUUGCAUAAGAAAUACCAGUAUUUAUGACAUUGGUUUGGUGUCUUCUUUUCAAAUCUCUGUUUGAGUCCGGUAUUUCUUUGUCAUUUUUGGACACCAUACCAAUUCCUUAGUGCCCACAACCUUUGUGUUAUUCACUAAGAAAGGGACUCCUCAGAGGUCAUAGCUAAUGAUGUUGGUUCUAUUCCAAAAAGUGUUCACUUAAUAUCCAACAUGCACUGAACAUAGUUCUGUGAAAUGUGAAAAAAUAAUGCUUUUUCACUUCCUACUUCAAAAGUUUGUGAUGUCUCGAGGCCCCAUCAGUUUACAUGUUGUCCUUGAAAGUAUAAAAUGCCAUGUGGAGGAUGAGAUAAUUGCCAGGGCUCGAGUUUGGGAACUUGUCAUGCUUCUGCACCAAGUACCAUGAAAAAAAGUCCCUUAUUCUGGGCAGUAAUGGUCCAAAGUCUCAGGAGGGGUUUCUUAAUUUCCAAAUCUGGCUACCUGCCAUUCAUUAGAAUGCCUGGGAAUUACCCAUCCCUGCUGAAUCCCUACAAAUACGCUUUACAGAAAUGUCUUCUUUCUUCUGUCAAAGAAGCACUCUGCAUUCUGGAGUGGAUUUAUUCUUCUUUCAAACAGGGGACUCAUAAAACACAGGGAAGAGCAGCACCAUAGGACAAGCACUGAGGACAGGGUUGCUGCUUGAGUCUUUGCUUGGCUGAUUCCAUCACAUCACUUACUACCUGCUCAGAUGCCACCUACUGGAGAAAUGUUCCGGGACCACCAUAUAUACUUAUGAGUCUGGCCUGUUCAGCCCCUGAGGUCAGGAUGCUGCUCCUCUGUCAUGCUGUAGCAGUGGCUGUUGUCCACAUCUUUAUCUUCUCAGAAAACUGGGUAUCUGCCAAGAACAUCAACUUCUACAACGUGAGGCCUCCCCUUGACCCGACACCAUUUCCAAAUAGCUUCAAGUGUUUUACCUGUGAAAAUGCAGGGGAUAAUUAUAACUGCAAUCGAUGGGCAGAAGACAAAUGGUGUCCACAAAAUACACAGUAUUGUUUGACAGUUCAUCACUUCACUAGCCAUGGAAGAAGCACCUCCAUCACCAAAAAGUGUGCCUCCAAAAACGAAUGUCAUUUUGUUGGCUGUCAUCACAGCCAAGAUUCUGAACAUACGGAGUGUAGGUCUUGCUGUGAAGGAAUGAUUUGCAAUGUGGAAUUGCCCACCAACCACACCAAUGCAGUCUUUGCUGUAAUGCAUGCUCAGAGAACAUCUGGCAGCAGUGCCCCCACACCCUACCUUCCAGCACUCGCUUGGGUCUUCAUGCUUCCGUUGCUAUGAUGCCACCAUUGUUCAGAGAGGCAGAGACCAGCCUUCUAAAUCACAAGGCAAGAACAGUGUGAACUGUGAACUUUGAAGUGAAGACCCUCAUACCUGGUGAAGAGGGCAUACUGGAAGCCCAAAGCAGAAGCCAGUGGAUUGCUUUGCUAAAAUGCUCCUGCAUGAGGUUCAAGCACUGAGAAUGGGGAUUUGUUAGGGACCAAGAAGACUAUCUAACUUUCAGGCUUCCUAGUCAAAGAGGACUGUGAGUUAUAAAUUCUGCAGGGAUAAGCCUGCCAGUAUCUUUGAUGGGUUACAGUAGCCUGGCCAGUUUGUUUGACCAGGCCUUCAGCUAAAAGGUCUUCCUGACCUCAUUGACACCCUCAGAGGCUGCUGGGUCAGACCCUCUGGUGUCUGUCAUUAGCUCUAAGUGUCUCCAUGAAAUCUAACCCUUCUACCAAGAAAGCAGUUUUCCUACCAUGUUGGUCAGUUUUCUGGUACUGUAACAAAUGCCUGAGAUAAUCUACUUAUAAAGAGGAAAGGUUUAUUUUUGUUCACAGUUUUGGAGGUUUCAGGUGCAUGGCCGAUUGGACCUGUUGCUUUUGGGCUUGUGGUGAGGCAGCACAUCAUGGUGGGAGUGUGUGACAAAGCAAAAAGCCACUUGCCUCAUGGUGGGGCAUGAAAGACAGAGGUAAACACAAGGGUCCCAAAGUUCUCUUUGAGAACAUACCCCAAAUGGCCUAAUCCAAUAGGCCCCACAUCCUAAAGGCUACAUCACCUCCCAGUAGCACCACAGGCUGGGGACCAAGCCUUUAACACUUGGGCCCUCGGAGGACACUCAAGAUCCAAUCUAUAGGAUCCACCAACAGUAGUUGUCAAUGCGAAAGGCAACUGUAGAAGAAAACCUCCAUUUGAAAUAAUAUGAAACCCAUUUGCCAAUUGUGAAGUGGGAGGGGGGAAUAAAGCUGUUCAAGUUUACCAUGUAAUUGCAUGCUGUGUGUUUCUUGACUGACUUGGAGGCCUCUGAUGAAACACACUUACUAGUGUCACUGAAGUUAUGUUUCCAAGCACCAUGGGUGAUAUAUACUGGCUUAGAGAAUAAAAUUCUAUGCCAAAGUGGCUCAGUUUCUUUUUCUUUUUCAGAAAGGACUCUUUCUGUGGAAACUAAAUGCAAACUUUGAAUUGAUAUGGUCAGAAAACCAUCCUAAUCAAGGGAGAUGACACAUUAUCACAUAGGAUGCACCCUCAGCAGAGGCAGCUUAAAGAGACCUAGUCAGAGGGAAUGGCAGGAGGGAUCUCUCCCCUGUUCAAUCACCUCCUUUUCUCAGAAUAUCAGGUCCAGCAAUAGAGCCUCCUAAACAUGGGCUGAAAUGUUUGGUCUCGUUGCUUUUUCUUUUCCUUUCACAACACAGUCCUAGAAUUUCAUAUGAAUAUCUUCUCACUGUUUUUACAUCCAGGUUCCCUACUGUCACACUUGGGGGUGACCUUUAAACACUCUUCCCUUGUCUGUGUAGUGACGAGUUAAUGGAAUGUUUUAUGGUCCCUCACUAAACAUGCACCAUUUGAAUACUGGAUGCUCUGUAGAACGCAAUAUUAAUGGUAUCCUUGGACUCACCUGUGACACAGGUUGGCAAACUGUGGCCCAUAAGCCAAAUCCAUCCCACCACCUGUUUUUUUGUAAUAAAGUUUU